UUAGUUCCAAUGUAGUAAUAUUCCCUGCUAUAUCAUUUUGGUCAGAGAAGCAGCGAGUUCGAAAUGCUGUCUUUGCCAUCGCUGCAGUGGUCAUUGUGGUGGGCAUCCCACUAUGGUGGAAGACCACAGAGACCUACCGCGCCUGGCUCCCUUACUCCGAGAUCAGCGAACUCGACUCCCUCCAGCUCCAGCUAAGCGUUGAUAUCGAGGUGGUCUUCUCUCGAGGAACACUAACCCCAGAACAGCAGAAAAAGGUUCCACUUAGUCAUGUCAAUGAAAAGGAGCACCAAGUUGAUGCUAAAACAGGUUUGAGGUACAAAUAUGAAACCAGAUAUCGCACUGCCACUAUAAUGGAGGAAGAUGCCUUGAAUCAGCCCACUGCUGCAGGUUGAGAGGAUUUCUUGUUGCUAAUUAUUUC
This is a messenger RNA of Sinocyclocheilus rhinocerous, 418 nucleotides long. RefSeq names its product GPI transamidase component PIG-S-like. The annotation marks the transcript as partial. Gene Ontology annotation, biological process: attachment of GPI anchor to protein. The transcript is spliced from 3 exons. Gene Ontology annotation, cellular component: GPI-anchor transamidase complex. NCBI's taxonomy places the organism in Eukaryota, Metazoa, Chordata, Actinopteri, Cypriniformes, Cyprinidae. The record is from RefSeq and is a predicted model, not a curated record.